UCCUUCUUCACGUAAAACGGAUUACAGAGUCCCACCCCAGUUGUGGGUACUAACAAAAUUUGCAACUACCAAAACAAAUGAAUCGCUAUACAUUUUUUUCUAUCUUUUCACAUUUCAUUCAUAAUUUAUUCGGAACAUUUAUGGCAAUUUUUAGUUCAAUGGGAAUUUUUGUAGCCUUCAAAGUCCUAUUUGACCGAACUAUGGCAGUUAUAAACAACACUUUAAUGGUUGACUUGGAGAGAAUAAACCUUUAGUUAGUUUGAGUUUUUCGCCUAGUAAUUUAUUUUACCGUCGCGUUGGACGAACCAGAACGACAUUUUCCGUUUUAAAAAGUAACAUUUCGAUAACACCUGAUACCGGGUCGGCGCAGUUGCGUGGAUCGUCAGUGAUAACAAUUUUUGCGUGCCAUGAAACCAUUCGUUGUCCUCUUCGUUAUCUCCUGGGGCAUUUUUACUUGUCUCGCUGGAAAACAACAACAGCCCCACAUCGUGGUGAUACUAGCCGACGACGUCGGUUGGAACGAUUUUGGCUACCACGGGUCCAAUCAGAUCCCCACCCCCAACAUUGACGCGCUAGGCUAUAACGGGGUGAUUUUAAAUCGUUUUUACACGCAACAAACAUGCACCCCGUCGAGAGCGGCUCUAUUAACUGGAAACUAUCCUAUUCGAUCAGGUAUGCAAGGUUACCCCAUGAGAUGCGGCGAAAACCGAUACAUCCCGGCCGACAUGGCAACCCUGCCGCAAAAACUCAAAGAGCUGGGCUACAACACCCAUCUGGUGGGCAAGUGGCACUUGGGUGCCGCGACGAGCUCCGUAACUCCCACGGGCAAGGGUUUCGAUACCCACUUUGGCUACUAUAACGGCUUCGUGGGGUAUUUUGAUUAUGUAAUAUCGCAAGAUAUGUCCGCGUACAACCUGAGCGACUACGUAGGAUUCGACCUGCACGACAGUUUCAAGCCGCAGUGGGCCCUACAAGGAAGGUACGCGACGGAACUAUUCACCGAGAAGACGAUCGAUAUCAUAGACAAACACGACCAAGAGGCGCCGCUGUUUCUGAUGUUGGCGCACCUCGCCGCGCAUACGGGGGCGAACGGUACAGAACUCGGGGUGCCGAACAUUACAGAAACCAACGAGAAGUACGAUUACAUAGAAAAUCCGAUGCGGAAACGCUACGCAGAUGUUAUGAACAUUAUGGAUAAGUCAGUUGGCGAAAUUGUUAAAAAGUUAAACGAAAAGAACAUGCUCGAAAACGCGGUAAUAUUAUUCUUUUCUGAUAAUGGCGCACAAACUAUCGGGAUGUACGAAAACUACGGUUCUAAUUGGCCGUUACGAGGGCUAAAAUUUUCACUGCAUGAAGGAGGUGUUAGGGGUUCGGGGGUACUAUACAGCCCCCUACUGAGUAAGAAACGCUACAUCAACAACCAACUCAUACAUAUAAGCGACUGGUUGCCAACGUUUUACCACAUUGCGGGAGGUAACAUAUCAGACUUGGGCAAACUGGAUGGGGUGAAUCAGUGGACGACCAUUUCGGAAGAUCAACGGGGCAGCAGAAACGAAAUUUUGGUUAAUAUAGAUGAAGAACUGAAUUACUCUGGUCUGAUAGGCUACAAAGGGCGAUAUAAGCUUCUGAAUGGAACUUUUCAGGGUGGUAUUUAUGACGGGUAUUAUGGAGAAAGUGGUAGAGAUACCUCCAACCCAUCAUAUGAUUUAGACAUGAUUCUUGAAAGCGACGUGAAUAAAGCUAUACAAAGCAUAUCCAACCAAAGGCAACUAACCAAGCGUCGUAUUAAUUAUAUCCGCGAGCAAUUAGAUAUCAGUUGGUGCAGGAAUCAACAGAUACCUGAGGAUCUAGUGUGCUCUGGCUUUUGCCUGUUUGACAUUCGAAAUGAUCCUUGCGAAACUAGGAACAUAAUUGACCAACAUCAAAAAAUAGCAGAAAGACUCAAGAAGAGAUUGUCAGAGUUUUAUGAUAACUUGGUUCCCCAGACCAACAAACCAGUGGAUCUAGCAUCAGACCCAAAGCUAUUUAAUAACACUUGGUGUACUUGGUUAGAACCGGAGCUUUGCUCAAAAGCUGAAUAAAUUAAAAUUGUAUUAAUAA
Molecule: messenger RNA, 2100 nt
Organism: Cylas formicarius (sweet potato weevil)
Lineage: Eukaryota; Metazoa; Arthropoda; Insecta; Coleoptera; Brentidae
Product: arylsulfatase B-like
Exons: 9
Coding region: 408-2081 (557 amino acids)
Source: RefSeq, a predicted model, not a curated record